Messenger RNA from Syngnathoides biaculeatus (alligator pipefish), 8224 nucleotides. It is a transcript of the gene inpp5l, whose product is annotated as inositol polyphosphate-5-phosphatase L. The record is from RefSeq and is a predicted model, not a curated record. Lineage: Eukaryota; Metazoa; Chordata; Actinopteri; Syngnathiformes; Syngnathidae. The transcript is spliced from 15 exons. Bases 2340 to 3470 code for a protein of 376 amino acids. Gene Ontology annotation, molecular function: inositol-polyphosphate 5-phosphatase activity. Gene Ontology annotation, biological process: phosphatidylinositol dephosphorylation.
AUAAUUAACAUUACGGGUGACUCCGUAUCCUUCGAUCCUGGCCCUGCCUAUGUGGAGAUGUCAUGUUCUCCCCGUGCCUGCGUGGGUUUCCUCGCACAUCUCAAAAACAUGCAGCAUUAAUUGGACACUCUAAAUUGCCCGUAGGUGUGAUUGUGAGUGCAGCUGCUUGUCUCUAUGUGCCCUGCGAUUGGCUGGCGACCAGUUCAGGGUGUCCCCCGCCUCCUGCCCGUUGACAGCUGGGAUCGGCUCCGGCGCUCCCCGCGACUCUCCUCAGGAUAAGCGGCAAAGAGAAUGGAUGGCUGGAUGGAUUUGUACUAAAUUUGACGUUUAGUGCCUUUUUAAAGAUUUUCAGUUCUGUCUGAACGGGAAAAGGUUGUCAGCGAGGUCAAGCGAUUCCCCACAUGGAAAUUUGGCCGGGGGCCAGGUUUCCGGCCACGUUGCCAGAUUGAGCUCCGGCGGAAACAUGUUUGGGUCCCAUUGUGGCCGAAAUGUAAACAGAUGAGAAUCUUGACUGAUUGGAGCUUUUCGAGUCGCAUACCGCUGCUUCCAUUCACAUAAACAAGGACUCCAAAAUAUUCAUCCGGCUUUCGCAAUAUCACCACCGUUUGAUGGGUUUUGUUGUUAAAUUGUUCUGAUUGCACAUCAUCAUCCUCAUAACCGGUUAGUCGUGCAUAGAAAACGUCCAGGAUUUCAGAGUUGGAAGUACUUCCUCAAUGAUUUAUUCUCUUUGGAUACAUUUGAAGCCGAUCUGUUAGUCAUGACGGUCGCAAAUUAAAUCAAGAAUGAUCUGAAGUGAUGAUCAAAUCCAUCCAUUAGGUGGCAUUGCAAUAUUUUUGCAAAGCACUGAUCCUCAAAUGAAAGUGUAAAAGGUCCAGUUGAGGAAACUUUCUUCAGGCUGAGGUUUGAAAGUUCAUAACGUAGGGAAUGCGUUGGCACUUAACUCCGAAAUCUUCUCUCCUCACCACCUAAAAUGCCUUGCUCGUACCCACCGGCUCCAUUUGCAAAUCUGCUCCCAGGAAAGCGUUUGAUACAACUCGUGUCACGUGCGUGGUGUGAAAAUGCGCCCGAUCUAAAAAAGAAAAAAGACUGGAUAGCGCCUAGACAUCGAGGGGUAUGUCGAUUGGUUGAAGCCAGGUGGCCGCCAUCUUGGUACUCCCAAAACAUGUGGAGGACAUGGUUUACAGGUUGGAUUAUUGUGGGGUUUUUCCUCAAAAUUUGGCAUAUAGAAUUAAAGCUGGUCGUGUGAGCUUGACAUUUUUGCAGUUCUGAUGAGAUGAAAGAUUUUUAAUUGGACUUGGUAAGCCAAAAAAGGCUAAGUGCAAAGGAUAGACAUUUAACACUGUGACUACCAAGAAACCUUGCAUAUUACCUAGGGUCUGAUUUUUGUGACAUGUUAACUUUUCCCAAAAUACGCUGUGAAGCACUAUCAUUAUAACAUAGCAAAACAGUACGCAUUUUUUUUGUCAUUAAAUUUUAACUCAAUCAGUUCGAUAUAUUUUUGGGAAAUAAGGACACGCAAUGGCAAUAAAUACACACUAAACGCAUUGUUCAUUUAUCUCUCCGAUGUCCUGUUUCAGAGAGAAAAUUUAAACUAGUUUCAUCGCAUUUGAAAAUCACAUUCGAUUUGCACAGUUCUGUAUUAUGAAAUUCACAGAAAAUGUGUUUCCUUGCUUAUCCGCUGAUGAAGUUUGGGAAAAUAUUUCCAUCGCUUUUUCGCGAAAAACCAUCGGCUUAUAAAGUUGAAGCAGAAAGCAAACAACAGUAACUGUAAAUAAAACUUUGUUCAAGUGAAUUAAGAUCAUCAGAAAAUAAAAAUAAAAAACCUUGACAAACAAACUUUAACAGUGUCAAAGUAAAUCUUUCCAACUUACCUGCGGUAUGUUUUCUCACACCCACGAAACUGUCGAUUAACGCACAGGUCGGCAUGGUUGUUUUGGGAGUAUCAAGAUGGCGGAUGGCGACUUCAGUUUUGGUGGCCAAUGAGCCAUCCAGUAAUUUUUUUUUUUUCAAGAUCAAUGGCCGGAUCGGUAAAAGUCACUUCCUCGGCACAUAUAUUCCACCGGUCUCACUCUUACCUUUUCCGCUCGAGUGCCCCUUGCAGCCGUUAGAAAAAAUGCACAAUUUAGUCGCAUGACUGCAUAAACUGCUGGGCUGAAAGCGUGAGAAAAAAAGUCUCGGUUUUUAGGCCGGAAAUUACGAUAAUUUUUGGGGGGGUUGUGUUCAACGACGCACUGAGCGAGAUGCGUCAGCUCUCGGAAUUAUGCCACAUCCAUUAUUAAUAGCUUUCGGACGGCGUCGAUCAAAACUGAAGGUUCUGGUCGCUGCAGUUCUUGGAUCCCAUGCAAGAUGUGGGUGAAAUUCAGAAUGAGUGGCUGCAGGAGUUAUACAAGACCAUCGGCGCUCGCCGGCCGCAGUUCAUCGCGCUGCAUUUUCAGGAGGUGGGAGGGAAAGACUACAUGGUCAACAUGGGCCACGCGCAGCAAUUCUUCCGGAACAUCGAGUUCAGCGAAGAGCUAAAAGAUUUCGACAGGCGCUGCAUCUAUGUGGACGACCAGUUUCAAGCAGAAGACCGUUUCACGGCAUUGGGCAGCAUGUACUUCAUCCACAAAUCGUUGAAGAACAUCCGCCAGUACGACUUCAGUGUUAAGGAUUUUAAAGCAGUGCCGGCACUGGACAAGUUUGCGGGCUCUCUGGAUGGGGUCACCGCCGUGGAAAAAGAAAAAUUCCCAAAGAAUUUCUGGCCUGAUUUCAAGUGGUCCAGGAAGGGCUUCAUGAGGACCCGCUGGAUCAUCCACGACCGAGGCCUGGACCUGGUCAACGUCCACCUGUUCCACGAUGCCUCCAACCUCGUUGCCUGCAAGUCCAGUCCUUCUGUUUACUCUGCCAACCGCAAAAAUGCGCUGCGGCACGUCAUCAACAGGAUUUCAGACCAGGGCCACACGCCGAUGCCUUUCUUCCUGUUUGGAGAUUUCAACUUCCGUUUGGACACGCUGAGUCUGGUCCAGCACCUGUCUACCUCCGCUGAAGUUCAGACCGUGAAGAAGGACAGCAGUAACGAAGUGCAGAAAAUCAUCUGCGAGGAGAAAGCUGACCGCCAGGUGCUUCUGCUGAUUGAGGACAAGCUCUUCGCCUACCUGCAUCAGGCCGUCUUCAGAGAAGACAACGGCAAAGCGCUGCUAAAAUACGACAAAGAAGUCACAGCCUUUGACGACGUUGUCCGGGAAGAGGAAAUCACGUUUCCGCCCAGCUACCCUUACAGUGAAGAGUACACUAAGCCAACCCAGUACAUGAACACUCGCUGCCCGGCAUGGUGCGAUCGCAUCCUGAUGUCACACUCGGCGCAACAAUUCAUCCGCAGUGGCGCCGACGGCGCGAGGAGCGUGAUUUACGACACGUUGGGCCCGAAUGUUUGUAUGGGAGAUCACAAGCCCGUUUUUUUAUUCUUCGCACUGAAGACAAAUGUACAUUGACUGCGGAUCUCGUCAGCGCUGAGCCAGUGAGUGUGUUCAUGGUGCAUCGGGGCGGGGUGGGGGGAGGGGAGCAAUCUUGUCGAGAUCCCCCAAGAGACGGGCCCCGCUUUGUCGUCUUGGAGACUAAGAUGAAGUAGCAGCGGGGCAGCGGCUCUCCUUUGUGUUCAUGUGCCAUCAGCACCUUUCACUCGUGUCUUUUACAUCCUCUCCGCUGUCAGUCCGGACCCGCAGCACCGCGCAGCCCAUUUCCAUCAGGACGGCCGAUUGGGGAGAUAGCCAUUGUUACCCGAGCGGGAUAUUGGCAUUUUUAUGGCCUUUUUUUUUUUAUUUUAAAUUAACCCUGUUGAGGAUGACUUAGUUUUUAAUGAGCCAUUUAACAUUAGAGACUAUUUAUGUUUGCCUGGAACCGACAACCCUGGAGAAGUUCACGAAUGUGUGAUUUCAUAAAACAAAACGUUUUAAGGAUGUGCUUACCUCCGUGUUAAAAAAUUCAAAGCAUUUUACAAACUUGAUUAUCUGAAGAUGAAACGUUAAAACAUAUUUUAUCAUUUACAAUUUUGUGCGUAGUUAGCACUGCGGACGUCCGAGCUCACCCCCGCCACCCCCAUCCACGGAAACAAACCAGUCGAUCGGGGGAAGACGAUUGAGGCAAAACAAUUAAUGGGCACGGUCGAUAGCUCAAGUGCUAAUGCAGUAAUUUAUUGGGUCUUCUUCUUCUUUCGGCUUGUCCCUUUCGGGGUCGCCACAGCGUGUCAUCUCAGAUGAACGGUCAAGACAUGAAUUUGAAAAUUAAAAUACUCCCAAUACACAGUCAAAACAAAAGAUGUCACAAAAAAAAAAAAAACAUACACAGUAUUCUGAGAUACACUCUGCGAAAAAUCUACAUCUUAAUGGAUGUACUCAAAUGUGUUUUUCUGCUGAAUGAUGGAGAAAAUGUACCUUCUGCCAUCUAGCGGAAGAGCAUUUGAUUCUUCUCCUUGUCACUAAACGUGACUGGCAUAGAUCGAUGACAAUAUUUGCUCUGAAAUGUAUUUAUAAGUCAAGUUGGAUGGGCAACGCUCGCUCGCUCGGCCCAUGAAUUAACAUCAUUCCACGUGCUGCUGAGUCGCCGUUGCAAAGGAGAAAUGAAAAGCCCUUACCUGAAAAGUACCGUAAUUUCCGGCCUACAGAGCGCACCUGAUUAUAAGCCUCACCCAGUAUAUUUUUAGAUGAAAUACCAUUAAGUACAUACAUACACCGCAGCUGUGUAAAAACUUUAAAAGUUUUAAUAUCUAGCGCGGCGCUAACAGGGUCAGUUAAAAAAAAAACAUACCGGGAAAAAUCACUGAGACACGGCAGUAACAGGCUGGCACAGCGCUAACGCUAGCGCAGCGUUAACAGGGCUGGUUUAAAAAAAUAUAUCAUACGAGUAAAAAUCACUGAGACACAGCCGUAACACAGCAGCACUGCGCUAAAGCUAGCGCAGCGCUAACAGAGCUGGUUUAAAAAAAAAAAAUCAUACUGGUAAAAGUCACUUCCUCGACAUAUAUUCCACCGGUCUCACUCUUACCGUUUCUGCUUGAGUGCCCCCUUGCACAAAUGAUAUGCAUCACCGCAUAACCCACAGGGUUGAAAGCGUGUGGGGGGAAAAAAGUCGCAGCUUAUUACGCCAGAAAUUAACGGUAAAUGAAAGAGCUAACGGCUCGGCUCGCAUUGCCCCCCCCCCAACCAACAACUAGUCUGCAUUCCAUUGUCGCCUCGCACCUCACAGUUGUCGGGUCAAGUUUAAUUGCGUGAGACUUGGACUUCGGCACUGAGCAGAUGUUUGCGUCUGUGCUAUGUUGGUCACUACACAAACAAUAUACAUCAUAAAAAUAAGAACACUAACAUGUUGGUGGGGGGGGGUCCCCGGGGGGUCCCCCGUUUUGAAAAUCAGUUUGGGUCUUUGGUGUUUGUUUGUGUGUGUGUGUGGUGUGUGUGUGUGUGUGUACACUGCUGUCAUGUUAGUAACUGCUACUGUUUUUUUUUUUUUGCAUGGGUGUGUCUUACGGUGCAGCAACACGCUCGGGAAAGUAGGGGGGGGCUCAAAAGUAGGAGUUGUAUCGAAGGUCAAAUAACAGAUGGUUGAUCCUCAUGGAAGUUCUUUCAAGUUCAACACCCUCACGUGACCUUUUUACAUUUUAGUUUAUUAGCAUAAGCACGCUCCAGAUGAGCAUUACUCUCUAAACUUAUUAUUGUUAUUAUUAUUAUAACCAGGCAAUUUUGUUAAUGUGUGUUCAGAACUUAUUUAUUGAGCCAUAGAUUAACUGUAUACGUGCUUUUGUUUUUGAUUUUUCUAUUUUUAGCUAUUUACAGGUUUUUUUUUUUUAAUUCUCUUUGCUGUGACUGCUAUUUUCCACAAAUGAUUUCAGACAGCUGUUCGAUGUCCCGCACGUUUUGUUUUUUUUUUUUUUUUGGGUGGGGGGUCGAUGCUGAACAAUUGACUAAAAGGCAUGUAAAGUAUUUUUAAAAAUGUGCAGUUUUGCCAUUCCAAGUGUUCGAAAUUGUCAGCUUGACAAAUGUCAAAACGUGCUGUUAGCUUACUAUUGCAGUUCUUAGGAAAAAACGAUUUUUUUAUUGUUUUUAAUCAUUUAAAUUUAAGGGUAACACAUAUUUUUUUUUAAAUCUCUUGAUAUUUAAAAGAAAAUAGAGUAAAACCUUGUGUACAAAGUGCUUUAUUCACCUUUAACAUCUCGCUGAUUUUUUAUUUUUUUAUUUUUUUUUUUUUGCAUCCACAUUGAGGGGCUGCCCCCUCGCAACGAGCCAGCCGGUGGCGGCUUCAGACCCACCGCGUCCCCACGUCCAAAAAAAAUGCCUUCCGAGUGUGAAAAUCAAUUUAAUGUUGAGAUGCCGGUGUGGCGGUCUGAGCGCUCCCCUGUGCUGAAAAGUCUCCUUGUGAUAAAUGCGUAUGCGUUACUAAGAGGGGAACUCUGGGUACGCGGCAGACGCUUAUUGGGAAAUCCCCCAGUCUCACAGUUCCCCUUCUUCCACAUAGAGGGAGCGAUCAUACGUUAUAUCCUAACCUUAAAACAAAAGUUGAUUUAAAAAAAAAAUAAUAAAAAGAUAUUCACAUAUAUGUACAUUCGAUGUGUUUAUGAACGCGUUGUCGAAUGGCACAUGUUGAAACAUGGAUGAGGAUGUUUCAGACUGGCCGGAAGUUUACAAAAUAUACGCGCAUGCGCAUUAAUCAAAAACACUUUUCAGCACUGAGAGUGCUCAGACCGUCACACCGGUACAGUAUUAGGAUUUCGGCCUUUCCCUGUCACGACGACAAAAAAAGUGAAAUGUGCUCCGUGACCCCCAGUAUCACAAAAUAGUUUUCAGGACCGCGCAGGGGCAUGCAAAGAAUUUUAAUAGUCAAACGCACCCCCUCAAUGGGGGCACAACUGCAGGCUUUUUCCUUUGGCUUUUUUUUUUUUCCCCAAUGGUGCACUUUUCUUAAUAGUGUUGCCAAAAAAAUCCUGUCCCGCAUCUCACUAAUUUCACGAAUACUUGACUCACGUCAACUGUUUAUUGCGCACUGGUUGUAUUUUUCAUUGUUGGACAUUGUGUACGUGUUAAUAUUUUUAAAUUGCUGGUUUUUACAACAAUAUAUAUAUAUAUUUUUUUUUUGGGUGCGUGUGUGACAAGACUCCUGCAAUAUAUGUUCAGCCAAGGCAAGAAUUUUUGUGUGUAUUGAAUAAAACCAUGUGCAUGUGACGAAAAGACAUGCUAUGAUGGAUACAAUUAAAAAGGCAGCUGGAAAGAAGUCAUGAUAAUGAUAUUUGAUUAUUUAAUGAUAUUUUUCUUGGCAUGUAUAGCGCUGAUAAUCUAUCCAUGCAGUUACUUUGCUAGCUUAUCCUCACGGGGGUCACGUUGUCCGCGGGAGCCUGUCCCAGCUGCCAACAGGCAGGAGACGGGGUACACGCUGAACUGGUCGCCAGCCAAUCACUGGGCACAUAGAGACACACAACAGUCGCAAUCACACCUAGGGGCAAUUUAGAGUAUCCAAUAUUAAUGUUGCAUGUUUUUGAGGAUGUGGGAGGAAACCGGAGUGCCCGGAGGAAACCCACGCAGGCUACAGGGAGAACAUGCAAACUCCACACAGGCGGGGCCGGGAUCGAACCAGAGUCCCCAGAACUGUGAGGCCAUCGCUUUAGCAUCUUCUAUAAUUUUCUUUUUUAUUUAAGAUUAGUUGAGUAAAUUGGACACACCUUGUCCAAAAAUAGCCCCGCUUUGGGAUAACGAGGUCGCUCAACCUGUAAACCUUCAUUUAAAGUCUGCGGAAUAGGAAGAAUAUCGUGGAAUAUUACUUUAGUCAUCGUGCUUGACCUUGGUGACCCUCCCCCAUCCCCGCUACAGGGAGAGGCCUCACGAAAACGAACGGCGCACAAGUCGGAAGCAUGAUUCGGAAUGUGUCAGAAUUCUAUUUAUUGACGUGACAUACCAGUAACUUUUCCUUUAUCGGUGCGUACAUAAAAGCAAAUUGAACUAAAUUUGGGUGAAAAAAAAAAAAAAGAAUGCAUAAAAUGAGAAUCGCACAAUAUGCUAAAAUGCUGCAUCUGAGCUCAAAUGCUUUACAAAUAAUUGACUUAUUUUCUGUGAAUUUACUGCAAAAUUGUGUUCCAGUACAUUAUGUCCAGCAUAUUUUACUCCAUACCGCGUUGUAAGCGCCGUGCAGUACAGAGGUUAUUUGGUCAAUGAGCUGGUCGGCUUGUAUUGAUUUCUAUAAAUUGGACCACAUGGGCAAAAAAAAA